UAAUAUAAAAACGUUUUUGAGUGUAAAAAACGCUAAUGUUAUGGGGCGGAGGGAGUACAAGCUUGUGUACCUCUUUUGAAUAACUUGUGUUUUUCCAAUGCCAGUAUUUGUCAACUUCUUGAUUGCCAUUUCAACGAGUCCGGGUGCUGAAGUCAAUGUAUCAUUAGAGGCCCCCUCAAGCAAUUUCUUUUUCAAUCUAUGGGGCACGUCGAUCACCGUGUGUGGCGUCUACACCUACCUGAUUGGAAAUUCCAACAUAAACCCGGAAAUCCCAUUUUGCACUAUGUGUGAUGGACCACAAUCGGAUGAUGAUAGGGUGUACGGGAAGAGAUGCAUGGAUGGACAAUCCUUGUACCUCGGUAUGGUUGGCAAUGCCUUGCACCUCAAGUUUGUCCCCGUCAAGGAGGUCCAGCAGGUGCAGCACCAAACUGUGGGGGUCAACACUACGAUGAUUUGGAAUAUAAAUGACCAACGGACAUGCGCCGCUGCUUCAGCAGAAGAAACCAACUUUGCCUGCGUCAGCAAGCACAGCUCAUGUGUGGAUACCACACACAUGCCUACAGGUUAUUCAUGCAGUUGCGAUACAGGGUACACGGGCAACCCAUAUGUGCUCGGUGGCUGCUCCCGUGAUCCCGGAUACAAUCCCUGGGCUAGACAAAAUGCUCAGUGCAGUCGGUCUUGUGGUAACAUUGAGGUUCCAUUUCCAUUUGGACUCGAAGAGGGCUGUUCCGCAAUGACCAGAUUUCAACUCUACUGCAACGCGUCAAAGCUGCAUCUUGGUUCAGAAUUCGAAUCAGAGCAAUGUAUCAAAAACAUCAAUACUUCUGAGGGGUUCUUGGACACUGAAUAUACCUCGCAUGUUCAAUACCAAAUGUCUAGCUAUAGUCCAUUCUACAUUGCUACUGAUAGACAGUCAAGAAGAGUGGAAUGGGUCAUUGCAAAUCUAACUUGCCAAGAGGCACCUCAACAUACCUCUACAUAUGCAUGUGUUAGCCCCGAUAGCGAAUGCAUACACGUCAACUCGACAGUAAUGGGUUAUCGCUGUAAAUGCAAUGAAGGUUAUGUUGGAAAUCCAUAUGUUAUUGGCCCGGAUGGCUGUCAAGGUACCCCUGCCCCCCACCCCUGGCUGUAUGUGUAG
Hordeum vulgare subsp. vulgare (domesticated barley) is the source of this 1138-nucleotide messenger RNA. RefSeq lists its product as uncharacterized. The record is from RefSeq and is a predicted model, not a curated record. NCBI's taxonomy places the organism in Eukaryota, Viridiplantae, Streptophyta, Magnoliopsida, Poales, Poaceae. The transcript has 2 exons. Bases 98 to 1138 code for a protein of 346 amino acids. Gene Ontology annotation, molecular function: polysaccharide binding.